AUGCCUCCAAAACGAGCGAAUAUUGGUCGAAAAAGCCGAAAAGUAGUAGCCAAUGCAGCUAGAAGAACAAGAGAAACAGAUGAAGAGCGUGCAAAUCGGUUGGAAUCCCAACGCGAAUAUCGAUCUAGAUCACGUUCUAACCGUUCAGCGUUGCGUGAUCAAGCUGAGCAGAAUGUUCAAGAUCAAGAAGAAAUGCGGCGCAAUUCAAAUGCACGACGAGUUAAAAUUGAAUCCUACGAUGAUAUUCCUGUUUUACUGCGUGAACUGUUAUCUGGUAACACGCCGGAUUCAAAACAUUUUUUGGACAAGAUUCAAACGUACAAUAAUAUGUUUCAAAUGACUUCUUUUGGAGCAAGUCGUAUUGUUCGUGAUAAUUUCAUGCCAACCUUCAAGAUUCAAGGUCAAAUUUAUCAUCGUAUUGGUGCGUUGCUCCCAAAUCCAGAUGCUGAUUAUGAAUUUUUGCAAAUAUACUUCAUCGGCAAUUCAGAUCAAGAAGUGGAUCGACGUUGUGAAAUUGCUCCAUCUACAAGAAGAAAUAUUGUUGAGCAAUUACAGGAGUUAUUACACAAAGAAAAUCAAUUGGUGAAUGUUUUCAAAAUGAGUUUGGAAAAAUUAACAGCUGAUAACGAAAGGAUUGCUAUCAGUGCCAAUCAUACGCCUGCCGGUCAACACCCUGGACGAUUUAAUGCACCAACCAUUGAUGAAGUAGCAAUUCUUGUUGUUGGAGAUGGAGCAAAUCCCCGUGACAUUGUACUUCAUCGCAGAAAUAAUAAUGAAUUGCAACGUGUAAAUGAACUUCAUCGAUCAUAUGAUGCGUUGCAGUAUCCACUGUUAUUUUGGAGAGGCGAAGAUCAAUAUGAUAUCACGUUGAAAAUGAAAGAUCCAAUGACUGGUGCAUUAACAACUAAAAAUCUCAGCGCUAUGAAUUAUUACGCAUACAAAUUUAUGAUUCGUCAAAAUGAUUUCAAUUACAUAUUGAAGACGAAAAAGUUAUUUCAUCAGUAUGCGGUAGAUAUGUAUGCAAAAAUUGAAUUGGAACGUUUGAAUUAUAUUCGGUUCCAUCAGCAAAGUUUACGUUCCGAAGAGUACAUUCAUUUGCGAGAUGAAAUAAACAAUGAUGGCAAUCCCGAAGAUGUCGGUCAACGUUUUAUAUUACCAUCUACUUUCACUGGGAGUCCACGCCACAUGCAUGAAUACGCACAAGAUGCAAUGUGUUAUGUUCGUAAUUAUCAGAGACCUGAUUUGUUCAUCACAUUCACCUGUAAUCCGCAUUGGGAUGAAAUAAAGGAACAUUUAUUCGCUCAUCAAUCGAACACCGAUCGUCAUGACAUAAUUGCCAGAAUAUUUAAACAAAAAUUGAAAAAGCUUAUGGAUUUUAUUGUUAAGCAUAAAGUGUUUGGUAAUGUUCGUUGUUGGAUGUACUCGAUUGAGUGGCAGAAGAGAGGAUUGCCACAUGCGCAUAUACUAAUAUGGUUAGUUGACAAAAUAAGACCAGAUGAUGUUGAUGAUAUCAUAUCUGCUGAAAUUCCCGAUAAGAAUACUGAUCCAUCUCUCUAUGAUGUUGUUACGAAAAAUAUGGUUCAUGGUCCAUGUGGUACAAUAAAUCCGAAUUGUCCGUGCAUGAUUGAUGGGAAAUGUACCAAACGAUAUCCAAGAGCAUUGAUUACUGAAAGUGUAACCGGAAUCGAUGGAUAUCCACUUUAUCGCCGUCGUUCACCUGAAAAUGACGGGAACGUUGCAUCUUUGCGUAUCCAGAAUCGUGAUUUGGAUAUUGAUAAUAGAAGGAUUGUGCCCUAUUCACCACUAUUAUCGAAAACAUUCAAUGCACAUAUUAACGUUGAAUACUGCAAUUCCGUUAAAUCGAUCAAAUACAUAUGCAAAUAUGUAAACAAAGGAAGUGAUAUGGCCAUGUUUUCAAUAAGCGAUAAAAACCGACUUGAUCAAAACAAAAAUGAUGAAAUCAUUCAAUAUCAACUUGGUCGCUACAUCAGCACCAAUGAAGCGUUGUGGCGAAUAUUUUCAUUCAAUAUUCAUGAACGAUAUCCAACUGUUCAACAUUUGGCUGUGCAUCUUGAAAAUGGGCAACGUGUGUAUUUUACUCCUGAAAAUGCAAGAGCACGAGUUGAUUCACCACCAGCUACAACGUUAACCGCAUUUUUCAAAUUAUGCGAAACCGAUGAAUUUGCCAAGACAUUGCUGUACUCUGAAGUGCCACAGUAUUACACUUGGCAAUCGAAUAAAACGUUCCAACGCCGCGUUCGAGGGCAAGAUUUAUUCGCAAUAAUAAUCGCAACAUGUCAUCCAGCUGAUCCCAAUGCAUUGUGGAAUAAAUUUUGUGACUAUAUGACCGAGGACAUAUUGAAUGAAGUGCGUCGUUUGAGAGGUGACAUGCAAUUAGAAUAUACAGCAGAAAUGUACAAUGAGGCAUUGAUUAAAAUUGAAGAUAUUUGCUUGAUGAUCGCAAGUAAAACGGUGAAUCAAUGUGGUCUGAUUGCUCCAAACAGAAGCAUGCAUGAUGCAUUCAAUCAAGAACUUCAACGUGAACGACAAUACAAUAUCAUUGAUUUGAAAGCUUAUGUUGAAGAAAACACACCAAAAUUGAAUGCUAAGCAGCGAAGUGUAUAUAAUGAAAUCAUGAAUUCUGUUAAUAAUAAAAGCGGUGGAUUUUAUUUUUUGGACGCACCAGGUGGCACUGGAAAGACAUUUUUAUUGUCUUUAUUGUUAGCCAAAAUACGAUCACAGCAAAAAAUAGCAUUAGCACUUGCUUCGUCUGGAAUUGCUGCAACUCUAUUGGAUGGUGGUCGGACAGCACAUUCUGCAUUGAAAUUACCGCUGAACAUUCACAUUCAAGAACAUCCAAUAUGCGGUGUUAAAAAAAGAUCUGCAAUGGGAAAAGUUUUGGAACAGUGCGAUAUCAUUAUGUGGGACGAAUGCACAAUGGCGCAUAAAAAAUCUUUGCGAGCUUUGGAUAUGACGUUGAGAGAUAUCCGCAAAAACGAUGAUUUAUUCGGAGGUGCAUUGAUAUUAUUGGCUGGUGACUUCAGACAAACGCUGCCUGUUAUUCCACGAUCAACACCAGCUGAUGAGUUAAAUGCGUGUUUGAAAAUAUCACCGCUAUGGAAGUGGGCAAAAAUAUUACGUCUCACCGAAAAUGUUCGAGUUCAGCUGCAACAUGAUCCAUCAGCUGCUGUAUUUUCAAAGCAAUUGUUAGAUAUUGGAAAUGGAACAAUGGCAGCUGAUACUACAACUGGAUUGAUUACAUUUCCCGAAAAUUUUUGUCGUAUUACUCAAGACAAAGAUGAAUUAAUCCAAAAGGUGUUCCCGGAUAUCGUUCACAAUUAUGUGAAUUUCGAUUGGUUGAGUGAAAGAGCCAUAUUGGCUGGAACCAAUAAAGAAGUCACCGAACUCAAUUGGAAUAUUCAAAGUAAAAUUCCUGGUGAUGUGAUUUCAUACAAGUCAAUCGAUACAGUUACAGAAGAAGAUGAUGUGGUGCACUAUACAACUGAAUUUUUGAAUUCAUUAGAUGUGCCUGGGCUGCCACCACACAAUUUGCGGUUAAAAGUUGGUGUCCCAAUAAUUAUGCUUCGUAAUAUGAGCCAACCGAAGCUGUGCAAUGGAACACGUUUAGCCGUAAAAAAAUUAAUGAAUAAUUUAAUCGAAGCAACUAUAUUGAAAGGAAAAUUCAAGGGUGAAAAUGUGUUAAUACCACGAAUUCCAAUGAUUCCAACUGAUAUGCCAUUUAGUUUUAAACGGUUGCAAUUUCCAAUUCGAAUUGCAUUUGCAAUAACAAUUAAUAAAUCCCAAGGCCAAUCAAUGGAAGUUUGUGGUAUUAACUUGGAAUAUCCCGUUUUUUCCCACGGUCAAUUAUACGUUGCCUGUUCACGUGUUGGUAAACCGCACGCAUUAUAUAUUUAUGCCAAAGAUGGACAAACCAAAAAUAUUGUGUAUCGUAAGGCAUUAAAUUAA
Sitodiplosis mosellana (orange wheat blossom midge) is the source of this 3966-nucleotide messenger RNA. RefSeq lists its product as uncharacterized. The record is from RefSeq and is a predicted model, not a curated record. Bases 1 to 3966 code for a protein of 1321 amino acids. Lineage: Eukaryota; Metazoa; Arthropoda; Insecta; Diptera; Cecidomyiidae. The transcript is spliced from 5 exons. Gene Ontology annotation, biological process: DNA repair; telomere maintenance. Gene Ontology annotation, molecular function: DNA helicase activity.